This is a messenger RNA of Xiphias gladius (swordfish), 4016 nucleotides long. RefSeq names its product nemo-like kinase, type 2 (gene nlk2). The record is from RefSeq and is a predicted model, not a curated record. Bases 1347 to 2849 code for a protein of 500 amino acids. The transcript has 11 exons. Gene Ontology annotation, biological process: protein phosphorylation; intracellular signal transduction. NCBI's taxonomy places the organism in Eukaryota, Metazoa, Chordata, Actinopteri, Istiophoriformes, Xiphiidae. Gene Ontology annotation, cellular component: nucleus; cytoplasm. Gene Ontology annotation, molecular function: MAP kinase activity; ATP binding.
CUCACCGCCGAGUAGCCCAGGUUUUGUUCACCAUGUUGGAUCUGCUGAACAUCUCAGUUGCUUUGUGAGACAGUUUCACCAUGUCAGCGGCAGCGGAGCGUCGUGUGCCCGACGUAUAGCGGUUUAACUGGGAGGCUUCCUGGUAUUCCGCUGACAGCAGGGCUCACCGACACCAGCAGGGACGGAGGUACGGCUGUUUUGAUGCGAACACACGUACACCUAUCAGCUAUCUCCAAGCUGUCAGGUUCAUCACUACUGUCUCUUCUCUCUAGCUCCUGGCAGCAGGAGAGCUGAUCCCGCAUUAAAAGGAUUUAACUUUUUUCCCCGCAUUGUUAUUUAUCCUCCGUGGAUCAGUUUGAUGUGAGGGACAGGAGGACACACUCAAACACAGCAAACACACCGCUGUCGAUGGGGGAAAUAAGUUAUGUGUCAGCCGUGUGUAAGGAUUUCUCUGCUCGUGUUCUGAGUCCUUCUUUGAAGCUUCGUCUCCGUCACAGUGAUGGGGGUUUGUUUCCUGGCGCACGGCUCGUUGGAUCGGUGUAAUAAUAUGUGAGUGGAGUGGACGGCCGAGGCCUGGGCCUGCCUGCCUGCCUGCCUGCCUGCCUUGCCUGCCCGCUGCACUGUGGCCUGGGCUGGGAUACACCUCUACUGUACCGGAUUAGCAGUGUUAAUUACGGCCUGGAGAUUAGCUCUGUUUACGGAGGAGCUGCAUGAAGAAGGAUUCACUUUGGAAGAAUAGAUGAGAUUUCCAAACUGUGCCGAGCCCCGGUGGUGGGAAAAGCAACGGCGCUGGACCGGGGCGUGUGGCAAACUUGCACACUAUAAAAAGAUGAAUGCGCUGCUGCCUCCCAUGUGACAGGCUUUUGAUCACACUGUGCUAUCAGGAGGGAGGGGGGCUCCACCUCUAUCAUGAGAGAGAUCUAGGGCUACCGACUUUUUAUUUAUUGAGGGGGGUGUGGGUUAUUUUCGAUUGGGUUUUUUUGAGUUGUCAUUGCUACCGGUGGCACUGCACAGGUUUUUAGACUAGGCUGCUCAUUUGCUAGAGCUACAUGCUCAUGAUAUGCUCUCAGUCAUUAUCCCCGGGCUACAGCAACCUAAUGGUGUGCCAGCCAAAAAAUUAAUUUAGAGCAAGUCGGUCAGAUCCUUUUUGGCAUUAUGAUAAAGAGGCACACCACAGUGGUUUCUCUACCCACAGAUUGGAAGUAGCUGCUGUUGGAUCAUUUAGACCUCAGAUCAGUUUUCUGCAUGUUGUCUCAAAGUUUCAUGAGCCACAGUGUUGCAGCCUGGUAACCAUUAGCAUCACUUUUAGACAAAGGUUCUGACAGGAGGCAUUUUAACAUCAGUGAAUGGCACUUUGCGGAACAGCAGCUACAAAUGUUACAAAAAUGAUGGCUGCUUACAAUGGUGGCUCCUCAGCAGUGGCUGCCCAUCACCCGCACCACCACCACCAGCUCCAGCACCUUCCGCCUCCCCACAUGCACCACCACCACCACCACGCUGGCCAGCAUCACUUGCAGCACCCGGGCUCUGCCGCCGCUGUGCACACAGUCCAGCAACACACUUCCACGGCUGCAGCUGCGGCAGUGAUGCUCAACCCUGGCCAGCAGCAGCCCUACUUCCCCUCUCCUGCCCCCGGACAAGCACCCGGACCGGCGGCGGCUGUGGCUCCUGCCCAGGUUCAAGCUGCCGCUGCCGCUGCUGUCAAGGCCCACCACCACCAACACCAGCAGCCGCCUCAGCAGCAGCAACACCCACACCAACUACAACAGCAGCUGGAUAUAGAACCUGACAGGCCCAUCGGCUAUGGAGCGUUUGGGGUGGUCUGGUCAGUGACAGACCCCAGAGAUGGAAAGCGAGUUGCCCUCAAAAAGAUGCCCAAUGUCUUCCAAAACCUUGUGUCUUGUAAGAGGGUAUUUCGGGAGCUGAAGAUGCUGUGUUUCUUCAAACAUGAAAAUGUUCUCUCUGCUCUGGACAUGCUACAACCUCCACACAUCGACUACUUUGAGGAAAUACAGUGGCUUAAAUACCUUCAUUCUGCUGGUAUUCUACACCGAGACAUUAAGCCGGGCAACCUCCUGGUCAACAGCAACUGUGUGCUCAAGAUUUGUGAUUUUGGCUUGGCCCGAGUGGAGGAAUCAGACGAGUCAAGGCACAUGACUCAGGAAGUCGUGACACAGUACUACCGAGCUCCAGAGAUCCUCAUGGGGAGUCGCCACUACUCCAACUCCAUCGAUAUCUGGUCUGUGGGCUGCAUCUUCGCUGAGCUGCUGGGGAGACGCAUCCUUUUCCAAGCCCAAAGUCCCAUUCAGCAGCUUGACUUAAUCACUGACCUGUUGGGGACUCCCUCUAUGGAGGCGAUGAGGACGGCGUGUGAAGGCGCUCGUGCACACAUUCUCAGAGGACCUCACAAACAGCCAUCCCUUCCUGUUCUCUACACACUGUCCAGCCAAGCAACCCAUGAAGCUGUCCAUCUCCUCUGCAGGAUGCUGGUGUUUGAUCCAUCAAAGAGGAUUUCAGCAAAGGAUGCCCUGGCUCACCCUUACCUGGACGAGGGUCGACUGCGCUACCACACAUGCAUGUGCAAAUGCUGCUACACCACAUCCUCUGGCCGUGUUUACACCAGUGACUUUGAGCCCGUCACUAAUCUCAAGUUUGAUGAUGGCUUUGAGAAGAACCUGAGCUCUGUGAGACAGGUCAAAGAGAUCAUCCAUCAGUUCAUUUUGGAACAGCAGAAGGGGAGUCGAGUGCCACUCUGCAUUAACCCUCAGUCAGCUGCUUUCAAAAGCUUUAUCAGCUCCACAGUGGCUCAGCCCUCUGAAAUGCCUCCAUCUCCGCUAGUGUGGGAAUAGCUGCUGCUGUGUGUCCUCAUCUUUCCCAACUGACAAGCUGCUAAACUGGGAACAAGAAUGCGUCUCAUCGUCUUCUAUCAUCUGUGUAGCAUUUCACUGGAGAGUAGGACUCACAGGUCUGCUGUGUGUAUGGCAACAUAUGAAGCAAACGAAGAGAAAUCCACUGAUAACUGUUUUACAGAGUGUAUUAGAGGGUUUGGUAUGCAAAUAAAUGAGACAAAAGCUCGAUAGACCAAAUCAGAAUGUUUGAAACAAACCCAUCUGCUCACUUCCAGGUAGAUUAGAUUUAACAAGUAUAUAAUGAAGUACAUUUGUUUUGCUAUAUAUUAAUACAAAUAAAAAAAAAGUCUAUUUUAAAAUUUCACCAAUCACAAAUGGAUUCAUUUCCCAUACAAUUAGGCUACUCUGCCUUAUUACACUCACGUUUACCUCUGCACUGGUUAAUUCAGUUCAACUUUACUUCUUAUUCAGACAAUCGAUUGUAAUUGUGUUGAUAGACGCAACAUUUUCUAACUGAAAGCUCCCCAUAUUUUAUAAAAACAUUUUAACUUAUUAAAAAUGAGGCAUGUCUCCUUGUGUGUCACCUUGUGUCCCCCAUUUGGCCAUAGUUUUACUUAUGUAACAGCUCAUUUGCCAAAGAUGAGGAGCCUCAUGUAUAAAUGAUGCAUUAAGAUUGUUUGCAGAUCUGCACAGUUUGGCUGAACAUUUUCUACAUUAUGUUCAGUUUGACAUGUCAGGCCACAUUGUAAAGGUUUAGUGUGUAUGGACAGGGCCGGCUCUAGCUAUUUUGCUGCCCAAGGCGAGAUUAGGAUUUGUUUGUCUUACAAAAAGCAGUGUAGUCGGGGUCACAUUUCAGAUAUCUGUGAGUUGUUAAUAGCUCCACUAAAGAAUGAGUUUCCCCUCUAAACUUCUCACAUGGUUUCAUUUCAGUACAUGUUCAAAUGAUCCAAUAUCUCACCAAAAAUCAAAUAUUAGAGAAAAAGUCCAAAAAUGAAAACAGAAUUGUUUAUCAGAACCUUGUUUUUUCUUCUUCCCUCUCCCGUCUCAGUACCUCUCAGGUUUAUUUGAUGUCCCUAUAUAUAAAACUGCAUAUAAAGUAGUUCAAACUAGCUCCACCUCCAGCAGCUACAACAAUAACAAGCUGCUUACACACUGAUGCUUCAGCAU